Messenger RNA from Mus musculus (house mouse), 2630 nucleotides. RefSeq names its product NHERF family PDZ scaffold protein 2 (gene Nherf2). Gene Ontology annotation, cellular component: endomembrane system; apical plasma membrane; nucleus. The coding region runs from base 1063 to 1680 and encodes 205 amino acids. Gene Ontology annotation, molecular function: phosphatase binding; molecular adaptor activity. The transcript has 5 exons. Gene Ontology annotation, biological process: negative regulation of phosphatidylinositol 3-kinase/protein kinase B signal transduction. Lineage: Eukaryota; Metazoa; Chordata; Mammalia; Rodentia; Muridae. The record is from RefSeq and is a predicted model, not a curated record.
AAAGGGGGUACAAUGGGCUUGUCCCAUUGUAGAUCGCUCAAACCUGGGAACAAGGACUUCAGGAGGCAGAGGAAUCCAAGGGACACCCUUAGCCUGGAAGAGAAAGGGGAGUCGCAUAAGACCUCUCCAAACCAGGUUUAGAGACAGCCUGCCUCAGGCUGGUGUAGGUACUGCAGAGGGUUCCCCUGACUCUGUGGUGUUGAGCGCUGCUGUGGGUACUGGUGGCUGGACAGACCAGUGAGGCCUGUAUGCCUCUGCUCUGAUGAUGCAGGGUGGGUGUCCAUUGAGCACCCCCACAGGAGGCUGGGGCCUUUUCCUCCCCCUGAUCUUGUGUUCUCUGUCCCAGCCUGCCUGACGGGGAGGUGGGAUGAGGGAGAACACUGAUAUGUCUGCCCCUCCCUUUGGGGGUGGGAAGGCCUAGUCAGUGGUGACUCAGUCCCAGGCCAUUCAGGGCUGGGGGUGGCUGCAGCUGCAGCCAGCUGAUUCUAGCUGUGAUGACAGGGACAGCCCCCAAACAGAGACCCAGCAGCUAGCAGUGCCAGGGACAGGGAGGUAGUGGUGGACCUUGCCCUUCCACCCUUGGGUCCUACCAUGUCUGCACCUCCUGGGGGACAUGGUGGACUGAGUUAUGGCUGACACAAGUCUGCAGGUGUCGGGUUCACGGGAUAGAAUGGUCUGAGCAAAGUGGUAGCAUGACCGCUUUGGGGGCUCCCCCAGUUCCUGCUGUUCCUCUUCUCCCUUCCCCCAUCCACUGUCUCUGUUCCCCAGCCAAGGUCCCCUCCCUUGACUCCCUGUCUCCACUGCCCUGGGUCCUGGAGCAGGGCAGGGCCUCCAGCAGCUUCCUUCCUUCCUUUCUUGGGACGGAAACCAAGCUGGGUGGGGGGGACGCCGGACAGGGGAGGGGGUUCAGUAACCACCCUGCUACCCAAAAUGAGUCAGUCCCUAUGUCCCCACCCAUCCCCAGGGAACCUGGGCCACAGUGGGAGGUAGAUAAGUGGGGUGACAGUCUCAGCUGGUCCAAGAACUCUGACCACCUGCUGCCAGCGCUCCUAGCCCCUUCUCAUGGCUCGCUCCAGGACUAGCAUGCUGCCUGCCUCAGCCCCAGGAGCCCCUCCUGUGAACUCUCAACUGGGGCUUACUCAGGAUGUCAAUGGGCCCCCAAGAGAGCUGCGUCCCCGGCUCUGCCACUUGCGAAGGGGACCCCAGGGCUACGGGUUCAACCUGCAUAGUGACAAGUCCCGGCCUGGCCAGUACAUCCGCUCUGUGGACCCUGGCUCUCCUGCUUCUCACUCUGGCCUCCGUGCCCAGGAUCGGCUCAUUGAGGUGAAUGGGCAGAACGUGGAGGGGCUGCGACAUGCCGAGGUUGUCGCCAGAAUCAAGGCACAGGAGGACGAGGCCCGGCUGCUGGUAGUCGAUCCUGAGACUGAUGAACACUUCAAGCGGUUGAGGGUCAUACCCACUGAGGAACAUGUAGAAGGUCCACUGCCAUCACCAGUCACGAACGGGACCAGUCCUGCCCAGGAUGGCAGUACCUGGAAGCGAGACCCCUUCCAGGAAAGUGGCCUCCACCUGAGUCCCACAGCAGCUGAGGCCAAGGAGAAGGCUCGAGCUACUCGGGUCAACAAGCGGGCACCACAGAUGGACUGGAACCGGAAGCGAGAGAUCUUCAGCAACUUCUGAGUCCCUCUUUGCCUGUCCAGGGGUUCCAGGGUCUCUUCCUGCUCGGACCUUGGGCCUCUCCAGAGCUCCCCAAGCCUCAGCAGACUGGAGGGUGGUCACACACCACCCAGAAACCAACCCAUGACCCCAUGAACCCUUGUCUUGUCCACUGGGUGCUGCGGUGGUCAUAGCAAGAUCAGAGAGGAGAGAAACCCAGAGAAGAGAGAGACAGAGAUAGACAGCCAGCCAAGACAGACACGGAGACAGAAACAGUGAGAGAGGGAGGAGCUGUGCGUGGUGGUCUGCCAAGGGCCUCUGCCAUCCUGCCUCGGGCCUGCUGACUGAAAGGAAUUCAUGUUUUCGCUUUUUUUCCUAACCGGUCUCCAGCUCCACAUGUUUCUAGUUAAUAGUGGAGCCCCCUCCCCCAACCCCUUGGGACUCACUCUAAAUAAUUGCAAUAAAACACAACCUUUCUCUGCAAACCCUUUCUUACCCACCCUGUCAGCAGCGCCUUUCUGAGCAGAGACCAGGGAACAGGCAGUCAGGGACCUCAGGGCCAGCUGUGCCUGGAGGAGCUGUCCCUCUGCCCCAUCCCUCACAUGGGAUGGUCCCUAGGCCAGGCCUCUCUUCUCUGCCUAGCUACCCCUGUGCUACCUCCCACAUGCUGGGUUCUGGAAUGCAGAGCCUAGGCUCUCUGAGGGGCCAGAGGAUGGGUGUUCCAUGACUCAAGAGGGCAGCCUCCGGACAAGCCCCUUAUCCUGUUCUGCAGCUCCAGGGCCUGGAAUCGUGGGUCUGUGUGAGCCAUUCUCAGGUAUGAUCCUGGGCUCCUGGGCCUGUCCCCUGCCUUAUGCCUACCUGGCUCCUACCCUCCACCCUUGACUCCCCAAACUCACUCACUGGCACUGCAGUCUGCCUCAUAAGCCAUAGCGCACGCGCGCCCUCAAAUUAAACAGGCCUUGCCUUGAACUCUG